Dissoconium aciculare CBS 342.82 is the source of this 820-nucleotide messenger RNA. RefSeq lists its product as uncharacterized. The transcript has a single exon. NCBI's taxonomy places the organism in Eukaryota, Fungi, Ascomycota, Dothideomycetes, Mycosphaerellales, Dissoconiaceae. The record is from RefSeq and is a predicted model, not a curated record. Bases 144 to 611 code for a protein of 155 amino acids.
ACAUGUUGCUGCUGCACCGGAGAUCGAUAUAUUAAUUACUGUAGAUCCAUGUAUCACCCACUGUACACGCAGCCUACAGAAAGACCAAUGAGAUGUGAUGCGAUGAGUCCCGACGUGGUGGAACUCCUCUCCUCUCCUGGCCGAUGCGCGCUCCUCCUCCCCGCCUGUGUGGUUUUUUCUUUUCUUGGCUCCACUCUGGCAGUGGUGAUCAGCGAGCUUUCGGCAGCCAGCCACCAGCUUUCUCGAAACACGAUCCGGGAGUGGGGACUGCAGGGAGGAGGGUCGGGGGUCCAUCCUGUGCAGAGCAGUGUGCAGUGAUGCAUAUCUCAUCCCCAGAAAGCCACGGGUGUUUUGGCUCUGCGGUAGAGUUUGCGCCCAAGGCAGUGUGGGCUGAUCUGGCCGUGCGCACUACUUCCCACAGUACGACGGCUGCUGCCCGCAAUGCGUUGGCCGAAAGAAGUCCGAGAGAUCCUGGUCCGGGCAUGAGAAUUUUGACAGGGGGUUCUUCUCUCGCCAAGGUCAGAUGCGUGACUGGUGUGCACAUGUGUGGUCGACAUGCGACGAGGGGAUCGACGGGCAUCGUGAACAGAGAGGUCGCCUGUGUAGAUUAAUCUCGGGAUGUAUAUACAGGUAAUUAUAGAGACGGCAGAUGUACAUAUGUAUGUCCCUCUACACAAUUAUAAUAUAUCGACCAAUCUCCGAGUACGAGGAGGAGCAGAAGAGGAUAGAUGAGAGAUAUCGUGGAAAUCACACACAGUCAGGGCAGAGCGAAGAGGCGCAUCAUCAGCCCUGCCCUUUCCUGGUCGUAGAUGACACGCGC